Messenger RNA from Hevea brasiliensis (rubber tree), 1590 nucleotides. RefSeq names its product probably inactive leucine-rich repeat receptor-like protein kinase At5g06940. The record is from RefSeq and is a predicted model, not a curated record. NCBI's taxonomy places the organism in Eukaryota, Viridiplantae, Streptophyta, Magnoliopsida, Malpighiales, Euphorbiaceae. The transcript is spliced from 6 exons. Gene Ontology annotation, biological process: protein phosphorylation. Gene Ontology annotation, molecular function: ATP binding; protein kinase activity. The coding region runs from base 1 to 1590 and encodes 529 amino acids.
AUGGCAUGUGCUUUAAUCUCUAUAGCAGUUGGUAUUGGAAUUUUGCUUGUUGCUGCUGAGUUCUUUGUUUUCCAUCGAUCCUCUAAGUGGAAAUCUCAAAUGGGUGGCUGGAGCUCUGUGUUUUUCUAUCCUCUUAGAAUAACUGAGCAUGAUCUGGUUAUGGCAAUGGAUGAGAAAGGUGCUGUAGGAAGCGGUGGAGCAUUUGGCAGAGUAUAUACUAUAAGUUUACCAAGUGGAGAACUGGUUGCUGUAAAGAAGCUAGUCAAUAUUGGGAGCCAAACUUCGAAAGCACUGAAGGCUGAGGUCAGGACAUUAGCCAAGAUCAAGCAUAAGAGCAGAAUUAAAGUUCUUGGAUUUUGCCAUUCAGAUGAAUCAGUUUUUCUAAUUUAUGAGUGCUUGCAAAAGGGAAGCUUGGGGGAUAUGAUUGGAGGAACAGAUUGGCAGUUACAAUGGAGUGUUAGACUGAGGAUUGCCAUUGGGGUUGCUCAAGGAUUGGCAUAUCUUCACAAGGAUUAUGUUCCACAUUUACUUCACAGAAAUGUCAAGUCGAAAAAUAUUCUUCUGGAUACAGAUUUUGAACCAAAGCUCACUGAUUUUGCUCUCGAUCGACUGGUGGGAGAAGCUGCAUUCCGGUCAACAAUUGCUUCAGAAUCUGCAGAUUCUUGUUACAGUGCUCCUGAACUUGGAUACAGUAAGAAAGCAACAGAACAAAUGGAUGUUUACAGCUUUGGUGUUGUGCUACUAGAACUCAUAACUGGCCGUCAAGCUGAGCAAGCUGAACCAGUGGAUUCACUUGAUAUCGUGAAGUGGGUUCGAAGGAAAAUCAACAUAACCAAUGGAGCAAUCCAAGUUCUAGAUUCUAAGAUAUCAAACUCUUACCAACAAGAGAUGCUAGGAGCUCUAGACAUUGCUAUUCGAUGCACGUCUGUAAUCCCAGAGAAACGACCAUCAAUGGUUGAAGUUGUAAGAGGAGUUCUAUCUCUAAGCCCAAAAACUCAACUUCCAGGUUCGGACUUCUCAAUGCAGGAGGAGAAUUCAGUUCCAGUUGAUGAUCUUCAAUUAAAGGGCUUUUAUAGCCGUGCUUGUGUGCGGUGUUUGGUUUUGAGGUCUCUGGCUGGAGCUGCGAUGGUAAUAGUCGAAAGCAGUUUGGAGGCCUCUAGUUGGUGUUUCGACUUUUGGCUCUACGGUUUGGUUUUUGCACAGGUAGCUGUGCUUGGAUGGGCGAUAUUAGUCGUUGACAACGGGCAAGCAAUGGAGGAGGACGGCGAUGGGUGCUCUGUUAAGAGGCUCUACAGUCCUAAGAAGAUAGAUGAAGUGGAGGCCUUUGAUCUUAUGGUUGCAGAGGCAGGAGAUCACCAGGCAAAUAACGAAUAUACAUUGGUUGGGCGACUUUUGACAGAUUGUACUGUUAACUUUAGUGCAAUGCGAUUUGGGAUCGAAUCUUUAUUUGAUUCAAUUUUUCAUCCUGUGGAUCUGCAUCGGGUGAUAGACGGUGGACGUUGGUCAUUCAAUAACCAUUUGUUGGUGACUCACCAUUUGCAACCUCGCGAGGAUCCGUUUAUAGUUGAGUUGAAUGAAGCAUUAUUCUAG